This is a messenger RNA of Aspergillus welwitschiae, 1693 nucleotides long. RefSeq names its product glutathione synthase. Gene Ontology annotation, cellular component: cytosol. Gene Ontology annotation, biological process: glutathione biosynthetic process. The transcript is spliced from 2 exons. Bases 102 to 1652 code for a protein of 516 amino acids. Gene Ontology annotation, molecular function: ATP binding; glutathione synthase activity; glutathione binding. Lineage: Eukaryota; Fungi; Ascomycota; Eurotiomycetes; Eurotiales; Aspergillaceae. The record is from RefSeq and is a predicted model, not a curated record.
CUUCAACUUUCUUAUUUGUGAAUUGGAUCACUCAAUCAUCAUUACCAUUACCGUGGAUCUUGUCAGGUGCUGUCACAUACGUCUUUGAGUCAUUUCUCGCAAUGUCCGACUCCGUCUACGCGGAUUAUCCUCCCCACCUGAACCCCGCACAGAAGGAGUUCCUGGUUCGGACCGUGAAAGACUGGACUGUUCAACAUGGAUUGAUGAUCCGUCCUGCACCGACAUUCAUCUCCAAGGAGUCAGACCCUCAAGGCGUUGUGGCGACCAGUGCCCCGGUUACCUUAUUCCCCAGUCCUUUCCCCAAAUCUUGCUUCGAAGAGGCCCAGGCCCUCCAGACGGUGUACAACCAACUCUAUGCCGCAAUCACCUGUGACGAACAAUGGAUUGGGGACAUCAUGGAAGACCUCAUUGACGUGGAUGACUUCAUCUCGCACCUCUGGAAUGUCCACCUCGCAGUCAAAAAGGAAGGUUACGUUCAGAACCUCUCCCUUGGCCUCUAUCGGUCCGAUUACAUGCCUCACAUGCCGUCUGCCUCGUCUCCUCCCUCCUUGAAGCAGGUCGAGUUUAACACCAUCUCCUCAUCCUUCGGCGGGUUGUCAACGCUCGUAACGUCCCUGCAUACCGAGCUUCUCAACUCCCCACCGGGUCAUCCCAUCGCGUAUCCGUCGCAUCCCCUACUGAGCACCAGCCAGCCCCCCAAGAACACUUCUGUGGAGACCCUCUCGGCGGGCUUAGCUGCAGCACACUCUGCCUAUGGACCAUCCAAGUCAUCACCAGCUCUACCUACAUGCAUCGUCUUUGUUGUCCAGGAAGGUGAACGGAACGUCUUCGAUCAAUUAGCUCUCUCGAGGCAACUUGCGCAGGUUCACAAGAUUCCCGUAUUCCGUUUGCUCAGCUCCGAAGUCUUCACUCACACUCACAUUCCCGCCUCCAAUCCUUCCCGGCCGCUCAUCUACCGCCCCCCUCACGCCGAAGGAGUAGAAUUCGAAGUCACAACUGUGUACCUCCGUUCUUUCUACACACCGACAGACUACAAAUCCGAGCGUGACUGGGAUGCUCGCAUUCAUCUAGAGCGUUCCGCCGCCAUCAAAUGCCCCACUGUCCUGAAUCAGCUAGCGGGAUCGAAGAUCGUACAGCAGGUGCUCGCGGAAGCCCAGGGGCCGGAUCAUCUUGCCAAGUUCUUGGCCGGUACCGACUCAACUACAAUCGAGAGGCUACGAGCCACCUUUGCUCCGCAAUAUGAUCUUUCCUCGAAUGGCCGUGGACGAGAGCUUGCCUUGACCUCUGAAACAGCAGCCAACCACGUGUUGAAACCCCAGCGCGAGGGAGGUGGAAACAACAUCUACAAAGAGGCGAUCCCUGACUUCCUGCGAUCCCUCCCUGAGACAGAAUGGAAGCGGUGGAUCCUGAUGGAGCUGAUCCAGCCGCCCGCCGAGGCCAAGAACGUGGCGCUGCGACCAGACGGCGAAGUCCUCAGCGGAAAUGUCAUCGGAGAAUUGGGCAUCUACGGCACGAUCCUCUGGGACCAAGCCGGAGGCAAAAUCCUGCACAACGAACAGGGAGGCUGGCUCAUGCGGACCAAGGGCAAAGACGUCAACGAGGGAGGCGUCGCCACGGGAUUUUCCAGUCUGGACAGUAUCAUUCUCUACUAGGACGACAUGAUAGGCCCAUCUGUACACCAGCUAGAUCAUCC